Theobroma cacao (cacao) is the source of this 2950-nucleotide messenger RNA. The record is from RefSeq and is a predicted model, not a curated record. Lineage: Eukaryota; Viridiplantae; Streptophyta; Magnoliopsida; Malvales; Malvaceae.
GCAACUUCAUUAAUAGCUGAUAUAUAUUUAUAUUACAUAGAAACCCACUUAAGUUAAACUAAAUCUAGUUACAACUUAACUAGCCAUUAUCACUAGAAACCAUGGUGAUCAUUAUGAUUUUGUGUACAAAAUGACAGAAAACAGCAGACAUAUUUUGACAGAAUUGUGGCUGUGACAUCUCAAUGCCUGGUCACGUCUUUCAUACUCAAAAGUCCACCUCCUAUUUGUGGUGUCAAAAAAUAUCUUCAACUUGACUGUCAAAGUAUCUUCUACAUGAUCUCAAUAGUCUAACAAAACCAAAUGAACCAAACAAAACUCUGUCUGAGAAGCUAACAAAAAUAAAUGAAAAAGACCCAACCUGUCUCAUGUAAGGUUGAAGUUAACGUUUGUGAAGAUACCAUGGGAAUUUGACACAUAGAAAAAAUCAAAUAUAACAGACAUACAAACUUGAAGUUAACGUCCUGCAAUUAACAAAGCUGUUGCGUUCAGCAUUUAUAGAUGUGAGAUCACAAAACCAUCAAGUUCAAAUCUUUACUGGUCUUCUCCUCUUUCAGUAAAACAAUGACUGGAAGGAUGAAUUUCUACAGCUACUCACUCUUUGUUCUGUCAUGGUUACUUUUGUUAUUGUUGCUUGAAAUCAAUAAUGCUAUGUCAGAACCUGAAGAAUACAAGACAUACGUAGUCCACAUGGACCAUUCUCAUAAACCUACUUCAUUCUCAACCCAUGAGUUAUGGCACCGGUCUACUCUUAGAUCAUUGUCAAAUCCUGUUGAUGAUGAAGAAAAGUUGCUUUACUCUUACAACCAUAUCAUUCAUGGCUUUAGUGCUAGGCUCACAUCCUCUCAACUAUCUGAAAUUGAGAAAUCUCCAGCUCAUCUUGCUACAUAUCAGGAGUCACUUGGCAAGCUAUUCACGACACACUCCCCGGAAUUCCUUGGACUAGAACAUAACUCUGGCUUAUGGCCGGCUGCAUCAUAUGGAGAAGGUGUGAUCAUAGGUGUCUUUGAUACAGGAAUUUGGCCGGAGAGUGAGAGUUUUAAUGACAAGGGAAUGCCACAAGUACCACAGAAUUGGAAGGGAAAGUGUGAGAAUGGCACAGCCUUCAGCCCUUCAGCUUGCAACAAAAAACUCAUUGGAGCUCGAUCAUUUAGCAAAGGAAUCCAAGCUGCUGAAGGAAAUAUCUCCAAGGAAUUAGACUAUGACUCACCAAGAGAUUUUGAUGGGCAUGGAACUCACACAUCAUCAACAGCUGCAGGUAAUCAUGUACUUGGAGUGAGUCACUUUGGGUAUGCAAGAGGCACAGCGAGCGGAGUAGCACCACAUGCACAUGUCGCCAUGUACAAAGUCAUGUGGGAAACAGAUUCAGGAAAUAGUGCAGCAAGUGAUGUAUUAGCUGGGAUGGACCAAGCAAUUGCAGAUGGCGUUGAUAUCAUGUCACUAUCUCUUGGUUUCGACCAGACACCUUAUUUCAACGAUCUAAUUGCCAUUGCUUCUCUUUCGGCGGUUGAGAAAGGGAUUUUUGUUGUUUGUGCUGCUGGAAAUGAUGGAGCUCGUAAUUCAACAUACAAUGGAGCACCCUGGAUCACAACCGUAGGGGCUGGCACACUUGAUCGCAGUUUCACUGCAGCAGUAACUCUAGGUAAUGGGGUUACUUUUGAAGGAACGUCAUACUUCCCGGAGAGCAUUUACAUUACCAAUACACCACUAUAUUAUGGCAAAGAUGAUGCAAACAAAGCAAUAUGCUACAUGGAAGCUCUGGAUGCAAAAGAAAUUGCUGGAAAGGUAGUCGUAUGUGACAACAGCAGCAAGAUUGACAUUUCUAGUCAAAUGGAGGAGCUUGACAGAGUAGGUGCUUAUGCAGGAAUAUUUAUGACAGACAGAUCAACCUUAGAUCCAGAAGACUACUACAUUCCUAGUCUGGUUCUGCCAACAAGUUCUGGAAUGUUCGUAAGAGAGUAUGCAAAAAAUGCAAGUAAGGCAGAGAUAAGAAGCAUGAGGUUCCUGUUUACAAGUUUGGGUACAAAACCAGCACCCCAAGUGGCUGAUUUCUCUUCGAGAGGACCAGAUCCAGUCAACCCAACUGUUCUUAAACCUGAUAUUAUCGCUCCAGGAGUUGAUGUGUUGGCAGCAGUAGCACCAAAUAGGCCUUUCACAGAAACAGGUAACUAUAAGUUCGUGACAGACUAUGCCUUAUACUCAGGCACAUCAAUGGCAGCACCCCAUGUUGCUGGUGUGGCAGCUUUGUUGAAAGCUGUUCACCCAGAAUGGAGCCCAGCAGCCAUCCGAUCAGCUAUGAUGACCACUGCAUAUACUAAUAACAACAACGGAACUGCUUUGACAAACCAGUUUCUUGACCUUCCUGGAACACCUCUAGAUUAUGGAGCAGGUCACAUCAACCCAAAUAAAGCCAUGGAUCCUGGACUUAUCUACGACAUUGAAUUCCAGGAUUACAUAGACUUCCUGUGCAACCUUAGCUACAAUGACGCGCAGAUGAAAGCUGUUCUUAGAAGAAGUCAAUGGAAUUGCAGCCGAGAGAGAACUGAACUAAACUACCCAUCUUUUAUUGCAAUAUUUAGCAAAGAUGAAAGCUCUCCUAAAGUAAAGAACUUUACCAGGGUUGUGAGUAAUGUAGGAGAUGACAAAUCCGUUUAUCAGGCAGUUGCAACAACUUCUAGUAGAAUGACAAUAAAAGUAGAGCCUUCUACUCUAACAUUCACAGAGAAAUAUCAGAAGCAGAGUUUUGUUCUGAGUGUAGAGAUCGAUGGAGAACCUCCCAAGGUGGUUUACGGUCAUGUCAAGUGGAUUGAUCAAUAUUCUCACAUAGUAUCAAGCCCCGUAGUGGUCCUCCUCAACUUCUAGGUAAGACCUUCUAUGUAUAUAUAUUCAAGACACUAUGAAUCAGGAAAUGAAUGUCUGGUUAUUACCAUAAUAACUUCAGGCUUUGAAUGAA